Messenger RNA from Castor canadensis (American beaver), 3175 nucleotides. It is a transcript of the gene Dlg3, whose product is annotated as discs large MAGUK scaffold protein 3. Gene Ontology annotation, molecular function: protein kinase binding; ionotropic glutamate receptor binding. The record is from RefSeq and is a predicted model, not a curated record. NCBI's taxonomy places the organism in Eukaryota, Metazoa, Chordata, Mammalia, Rodentia, Castoridae. Gene Ontology annotation, biological process: establishment or maintenance of epithelial cell apical/basal polarity; chemical synaptic transmission; regulation of postsynaptic membrane neurotransmitter receptor levels. Gene Ontology annotation, cellular component: neuromuscular junction; basolateral plasma membrane; postsynaptic density membrane.
CAGAGCAGGAGCGGUCCUCGCUGCAUCCAACCUCUGCCUGGGCUCCCGCUUCUUCUUUGCCGCUGGGCCUCGGCCCAGGAUCCACGACGGGCGACACGGAGCCGCCAGUGCUGGAGGGGGAGCCGUGGGUGCGGGGCAGCGUGGGGGCAGAGGCCCCGGGACGCCCGCCCGGCCCCAGGCCCCGCUCCGCCCGGGCGCCCCCACGGGUGUCCCCCCCUUCCUGGUCCGAGCAGUGUGAGUGUGCCCGGGAGCCCGGCGGUGGCGGCGGCGGCGUGGAAACUGGCGUGGGCUGGGGGGUCAGAGCCGCGGGGGGCAGUGCCAUGCACAAGCACCAGCACUGCUGUAAGUGCCCCGAGUGCUAUGAAGUGACCCGCCUGGCCGCUCUGCGGCGCCUCGAGCCUCCUGGCUAUGGGGACUGGCAGGUGCCCGACCCCUACGGGCCAGGUGGGGGCAAUGGGGCCAGCUCUGGUUAUGGGGGCUACAGCUCGCAGACCCUGCCCUCUCAAGCAGGGGCCACCCCCACCCCUCGCACCAAGGCCAAGCUCAUCCCCACCGGUCGAGAUGUGGGGCCAGUGCCCCCUAAGCCAGUCCCGGGCAAGAGCACCCCGAAACUCAACGGCAGUGGCCCCGGCUGGUGGCCUGAGUGCACCUGUACCAACCGGGAUUGGUAUGAGCAGGUGAAUGGCAGUGAUGGCAUGUUCAAGUAUGAGGAGAUAGUACUGGAGCGGGGCAACUCUGGCCUGGGCUUCAGUAUUGCAGGUGGCAUCGACAACCCCCAUGUCCCUGAUGACCCUGGCAUCUUUAUUACCAAGAUCAUCCCUGGUGGAGCAGCUGCCAUGGAUGGGAGGCUGGGGGUGAAUGACUGUGUGCUGCGGGUGAAUGAGGUGGACGUGUCGGAGGUGGUGCACAGCCGGGCGGUGGAGGCGCUAAAGGAGGCAGGCCCUGUGGUGCGGUUGGUGGUGCGGAGGCGGCAGCCCCCACCUGAGACCAUCAUGGAGGUCAACCUGCUCAAAGGGCCCAAAGGCCUGGGUUUCAGCAUUGCUGGGGGCAUUGGCAACCAGCACAUCCCAGGAGACAAUAGCAUCUAUAUCACCAAGAUCAUUGAGGGGGGAGCUGCUCAGAAGGACGGACGCCUACAGAUUGGGGACCGGUUGCUAGCGGUGAACAACACCAAUCUGCAGGAUGUGAGGCACGAGGAAGCCGUGGCGUCACUGAAGAAUACAUCAGAUAUGGUCUAUCUAAAGGUGGCCAAGCCGGGCAGCCUCCACCUCAACGACAUGUAUGCUCCCCCUGACUACGCCAGCACUUUUACUGCCUUGGCUGACAACCACAUAAGCCAUAAUUCCAGCCUGGGUUAUCUUGGGGCAGUGGAGAGUAAGGUCAGCUACCCUGCUCCUCCUCAGGUGCCCCCCACCCGCUACUCUCCUAUCCCCAGGCACAUGCUUGCUGAGGAGGACUUCACCAGAGAGCCCCGCAAGAUCAUCCUGCACAAAGGCUCCACAGGCCUGGGCUUCAACAUCGUAGGAGGAGAGGAUGGAGAAGGCAUUUUUGUCUCCUUCAUCCUGGCAGGAGGCCCAGCAGACCUGAGUGGGGAGCUGCGCAGGGGAGACCGGAUCUUAUCGGUGAAUGGAGUGAACCUGAGGAAUGCAACUCAUGAGCAGGCUGCAGCUGCUCUGAAACGCGCGGGCCAGUCAGUCACCAUUGUGGCCCAGUACAGACCAGAAGAGUAUAGUCGCUUUGAAUCGAAGAUACAUGACUUGAGAGAACAAAUGAUGAACAGCAGCAUGAGUUCUGGGUCUGGGUCCCUCCGAACAAGUGAGAAGAGGUCCUUGUAUGUCAGGGCCCUGUUUGAUUAUGACCGGACUCGGGACAGCUGCCUGCCAAGCCAGGGACUCAGCUUCUCUUAUGGUGACAUUCUGCAUGUCAUUAAUGCCUCUGAUGAUGAGUGGUGGCAGGCAAGGCUGGUGACCCCACAUGGAGAAAGUGAGCAGAUCGGUGUGAUCCCCAGUAAGAAGAGGGUGGAAAAGAAAGAGCGAGCUCGGUUGAAAACCGUGAAGUUCCAUGCCAGAACGGGGAUGAUUGAAUCUAACAGGGACUUCCCUGGGUUAAGUGACGAUUAUUAUGGAGCAAAGAACCUGAAAGGGCAAGAGGAUGCUAUUUUGUCAUAUGAACCAGUGACACGGCAAGAAAUUCAUUAUGCGAGGCCCGUGAUCAUCCUGGGCCCAAUGAAGGACCGAGUCAACGAUGACCUGAUCUCCGAGUUCCCGCAUAAGUUUGGAUCCUGUGUGCCACAUACUACUCGGCCUCGGCGUGAUAAUGAGGUGGAUGGACAGGACUACCACUUUGUGGUGUCCCGAGAACAGAUGGAGAAGGAUAUUCAGGACAAUAAAUUCAUUGAGGCAGGCCAAUUCAAUGAUAAUCUGUACGGGACCAGCAUACAGUCAGUCCGGGCAGUUGCAGAGAGGGGCAAGCACUGCAUCCUAGAUGUUUCUGGCAAUGCUAUCAAGAGACUGCAGCAAGCACAACUUUACCCCAUUGCCAUUUUCAUCAAACCCAAGUCCAUUGAAGCUCUUAUGGAAAUGAACCGACGACAGACGUAUGAACAAGCAAAUAAGAUCUAUGACAAAGCCAUGAAACUGGAGCAAGAGUUUGGAGAAUACUUUACAGCCAUUGUGCAGGGUGACUCACUGGAGGAGAUUUAUAGCAAAAUCAAACAAAUCAUUGAGGACCAGUCUGGGCACUACAUUUGGGUCCCAUCCCCUGAAAAACUCUGAAGAAUCCCUCCAACCAUUCUCUUGUGAACAGAAGAAAUCAAGUCCCUCUUCCCUCCUCCUUCUUCAUUCCUGUCCCCACGGGGAGAACAAAUGACUACUGUUCUUGUCCCCUUUUUUAGAUAUGUCAAAAAUUGAGUUUUCUAGUCCUUUUUUUUUAAUUUUUGUUUUAUUUUAGUUUAUUUUUUGGGAUGAUGCCAUCUCACUCAUCAUGUGACUGUGCCCAUCCCUGCAUGGACCUUUCCCAAGCGCUAGCACAGGUGCAAAUCCAUCAGAGCCAUUGUUUUCAUAAACACCCAGCAGAAGCGAAGAGAAGAGAGGAGGACUGAUGGAAAGACAGACUCUGGACAGCUGCACAGCUUGCGAAGUGAGCUGAACGCACCACGUCAUGAGGUGCUCCUGGG